This is a messenger RNA of Cajanus cajan (pigeon pea), 2665 nucleotides long. It is a transcript of the gene TBP1, whose product is annotated as telomeric DNA binding protein 1. The record is from RefSeq and is a predicted model, not a curated record. NCBI's taxonomy places the organism in Eukaryota, Viridiplantae, Streptophyta, Magnoliopsida, Fabales, Fabaceae.
UAGUUUAUAUGCUGUUGGUGUUGGUGGGUUUUUGUCCUUUAAAACUCUAACUCUCUAUCUCCUUCUAUCCUAUCUAUCUCUCUCACAAAAGUUAAAAUAUAUAAAUGAAUUUUUGAAAGAGAUCUGGGAUUUUAACUUCCUUAGAUUUCUUAUGCAUUUUCGGGAACUUCGAUGCUUUUCCCUUUCAAUUUGAUCGCAAUUCAACCUCGGACUGGGAGGUCAGUUGCAUGUUAAGGAUUCUGAAUUUUGCUUCCUCUUGAUGUUUCUGCCAUCUUGUGCUUUUUGUGAAGUGACGAAGAUCUGGUAUACUGAUGCUUCUGGUUAAUUGAUGAGUUGUAUAUAUUCAUGCUAUGGUGUUGAAGAAAAGGCUUGAUUAUGGAUUCAGGGGCUUUCAGGUCCCCGUUAUACCUAGACAUCCUAGAUCUGCAAGAAGGAGGAGGGUUCCUUUCAAGAAACCAGCUGAGGAUGGCCAAGCUUGUGCUUUUGAACUACUGGCAUCUUUAGCUGGCAAGUUGUUGCAAGAGAGUGAAAGCUCUGCUUCUAGCAAUGCAUCUGAAGGAAAUCAUCACCUGGCCUUUAGCAAAUGUGUUGUUGAGAAGGAAAGAUGUGAUGAAGUUAAACCAUCAAAAGAAGUGGGAAUUCAUAAUGGAAGUUGUGUAGAAAGUAUUUUUAUGACUGAGGUGGGCUCACAGAAGAGUGGUGAGAAACCCUUUGCAUGUGUCAAGACUGAUAGUGUAUUAGAAUGUGUUUCAGCUAAAGAUAAUUCUGACAGUUGGGAAAAUAUCAAAGCUGGUGUGAAGUCUAAAAUUUUCAAAUGGGAGAAUAAGUUUGUAAAUCAUUCUAACAGAUUGGUAGAAGUACCUGAAGAUCAAGAGGCUGGCAAUUCAGCCUUUGAGGGAUUAUCGUUGGAAAAUAAAGUUCCUUCGAAGGACCCAUUGGAGUUGUGCAUUAACUCUCCUGCACUAGUUAAUUCAAACAGUGAUGUGAAAUCUCCAUUGUGUAGGAAUCAGUUUCCCAAAUCUGCCUUUUCCGGGCAUGGGAAUGAUAUUAAGUUAGGUUUUAUUGAUGAUGACGAAAAAUUUAUAAGGUGCAACAAAGUUGGCACCAAGUCUAAAGCUUUUAGACCUCAACAGUGCAUUUCACACCGCAUAAUCAGGAAGCGGUUGACUUCCAAAUCCUGGAAGGUUGCUCCAAAGUUGAAGGACUAUGAACAUUCUAGAUCUGAUGAGGGAGUAAAAACUCUUAAUCGUAAGAGGAAAACUUGCUACAGUUUUGAUAGACCUCAGCAUUGCACUCUUUUCAAGCGUAGCAAAUUCAUUGACAGGGGUUCAGUGGUAACUUCUGAUGGAGGAUUCAGCAGCGACAGUGUAUAUGAUUCACAUGAGAAAGGAAUUGAUGGAGAUAACCCUGGCUCAUCUGGAAAACCGCGACAAGCUAAGGAUUCUCAUGUUAAGUUUAGCAUCAAGUCAUUCAAGAUUCCAGAACUUUAUGUUGAAGUUCCUGAAAUUGCGACUGUUGGUUCACUAAAGAGGACAGUCACGGAGGCAGUGAUGACUAUACUCGGAGGUGGAGUGCAUGUGGGUGUUCUUGUUCAGGGGAAAAAAGUAAAAGAUGACAACAGAACUCUUCUUCAGACUGGUGUAUCGUGUAAAGAAAAUCUGGAUAAACUCGGUUUCAUGUUGGAGCCCACUUCUUUUCAAUCUUCUCCUACUGAUUGUGUUGGAGAUCCUUCUCAAUGCAAAACCCUCAAGCCUUCCAGGUCCCAAGGAACUCCCAUCUUCGAUUCAGGGGUUACUGAUGCCUUACAGGAUUCCUCCUUGCUGACAAAUACUUCCAACCUUGAUGAAAUUAACCAUGACUCCACUUCUUCCUUGACUGACACUACAGCUGACAAACUAACACCAGAUUCCAGAGCCCUAGUUGCUGUUCCAGAUAGGAGUACAGAAGCAUUAGCUCUGGUUCCUGUGAAUCAGAAAACCAGGCGCUCUGAGCUUGUACAGCGUCGAACUAGGAGACCAUUCUCUGUGUCUGAAGUAGAAGCACUUGUUCAGGCAGUUGAGGAACUUGGAACUGGAAGGUGGCGUGAUGUAAAGUUGCAAGCUUUUGAAAGUGCAGACCAUAGGACUUAUGUUGACUUGAAGGAUAAAUGGAAAACAUUAGUGCACACUGCAAAAAUCUCCCCUCAACAAAGGAGAGGAGAACCAGUUCCCCAGGAUCUAUUGAACAGGGUUUUGGCUGCUCAUGCUUACUGGUCUCACCACCAAGCCAAGCAGCACGGCAAGCAUCAAGCUGCAACCAUGAAGGUCAUAGAAGCCUAAGCCAAAUGAGACAAACAGCGUUGAUGUUGUGAUCAUGUAGAAAUAAUUUAACGUUGUUGACUUGUAGUAGUGGAAAACAAACUUGUACAUUCUGAUUCAAUUUCGUGUAAUAUCCUCACCAAAUUCAUUGCUGGCCUUUAAUUUCAAGCAGGCUGGCAUUUGUAAAUGAUUUUAAGGAAUAAGAUUGCUCUGAUAGGAACUUAGUUGUUUUCUUUAUUUCUUUUGUUUUAGUUUCAUGAAUGUAAGUAGGAAUGUCAAAAGAACAUGACAGCAUAACAAAGGAAAAAGAAAUUGUUCUCCUUGUAAUUAUCUCUAGUUCUAUCAAUGCAACAAGUACUUGGGAUCCA